AAACCUAAAAUAAACUAAACCAAAAAGAAUCUAAGAAAAAUGUUCAUUUACCGGUUGUAAUUCAUUCGAAACGCAGACAAAAGUGUUUAUCAAUAAAGAGAAGAGUGCAAUAAAGUUGUGAGGUGAAAUAAACCAAGUUGGUUUUAUUGCUGUUUUGUUGUGAGUUACUUUUAUGAGAGUUCAGACAGUCGAGCACGAGUUCACUAGUUGUUAUAUGGAAUUUUUUAAUAUUAAUGAGUUUUUGUUUGACAUUUUCGUUGGUUUUCGCUGAAUAUUGAGCGCAAAGUUGCAAUUAUGGCUUCGAAUGGGAAUUCCGUCAUUGACAAGGUUCACGGCCGAAAUGAAGACGACCCGGAGGUGGGAAAGUUGCCCGACGAGGACGUCGACAGCAGACAACCGGCGGACGGCGCUGCCGCCUCCAUUGGCGGCGGGGAUCCGCAGCAGCCGGCCGCCACCACGAAGGCGGGAGUCGCGCAUCGACAGCGGCGGACGCGCCAGCACCGCUACAAGUCGCGCCCGCUGCGCGUCCUAGUUCGUCGCCUGCUCGUCAUGAGUGCGGUCGGUGCGGUCGUGGCCGCGUUCGGCGCCGGCGUUUGGUACUUCUUGGGCUGGCAAUCCGUGGUGCAGCUGGUGCUUGUCGCGAUUGUUGCAUAUCUCGCCACUGGGAAAUACAAAUGGUUCGUGGUUGCUAUCAAAACGACUCCACGGGAUCUUCAAGCACUUUAUGGAUAUAUAAGACUGCUGAUACAAAUCAAAGGAUUCCAACGCAAGGACAUAAUCCUUGCUGACAUAUUCAAGCAGCACGUGAAGAAACACCCGAACAAAACCUGCAUCAUUUACGACGAUCAAGAAUGGACGUUUUCCGAAGUAGAAGAGUACAGUAACAAAAUAGCGAAUGUCUUCAAGUCGCACGGGUACAAGAAAGGCGAUGUUGUCGCACUCUUUUUGGACAACAAGCCCGAAUUUAUCUGCACGUGGUUGGGUCUGUCCAAACUGGGUGUUAUUGUACCUCUCAUUAAUACAAAUCAACGAUUGGCGUCGUUGGUCCAUUCAAUCACAAUUGCUAAGAGUCAGGCGGUUGUUUUCGGUGCAGAAUUAUCUGAAGCUGUGCGUGAUGUAUUGGAUAAAAUUGAAUCAAAAGUCGCGCUUUACGAGUUGACUGGUUUAAGGGAACAACCAAAGUCUUUGCAUCCAAGUUUCCGUAACGUGAAUGGCCUUCUGGCUGAAGCUAAUCCUACUCCACCGCAGAAUACGGAAAAAGUUGGGUAUUAUGAUAAACUGGUGUAUAUUUACACUUCUGGCACGACAGGAUUACCAAAAGCUGCAGUUAUUACCAAUUCAAGGUACAUUUUUAUCGCUGCUGCUAUCCAUUGGCUCGCCCGUUUUAAGGAUUCCGACCGUUUCUACACACCACUUCCACUUUAUCACACAGCAGGUGGCUGCAUGUCCACUGGUCAGAUGCUUCUGUACGGCAGUACGCUCGUGAUAAGGAAGAAAUUCUCCGCGUCUUCCUUCUUCCCAGACAUUCGCAAAUAUGACUGCACUGUUGCGCAAUACAUUGGUGAAAUGUGUCGCUAUGUACUCGCAGUUAAACCCAACGAGGAGGACGGUAAUCACAAAUUGCGUUUGAUUUUUGGAAAUGGUCUACGUCCGCAAAUCUGGGAGGAAUUUGUUCAAAGAUUUAACAUUCCACGCGUUGCUGAAUUCUACGGAGCGACUGAAGGCAAUGCGAAUAUUGUCAAUGUGGAUAACACUGUUGGUGCGAUAGGUUUUAUCUCAAGGAUUAUUCCAGCUGUGUAUCCUAUAAGUAUCAUUAAAGUGGAUCCUGUGACUGGUGAACCAACAAGAGACGCGAAUGGGUUGUGUCAGUUGUGUAAACCUGAUGAACCUGGGGUUUUUGUUGGGAAAAUUGUACCUGGAAACGAAUCGAGAGCAUUCCUUGGAUAUGUCGACAAGGCAGCUUCGCAGAAGAAAAUUGUGCAUGAUGUAUUCGCUCGAGGAGAUUCCGCUUUCUUGUCAGGGGAUAUUUUGGUAGCGGAUGAGUUAGGCAACUUGUUCUUCAAGGAUCGUACUGGGGAUACUUUCAGGUGGAAAGGAGAAAAUGUUUCUACUUCGGAAGUUGAAGGCGUGCUUAGCAACAUUGCAGAGUAUAAAGAUGUCGUUGUGUAUGGAGUUGAGGUUAGAGGAUCAGAGGGACGCGCUGGUAUGGCCGCCAUUUUGGAUACGGAGAAUACUUUGAAUAUUCAAUCAUUAUCUGAAGGAAUUAAGAAGCAAUUGCCAUCCUAUGCACGUCCAAUGUUUUUGCGAACGCUGACAAAACUUGAUAUGACUGGAACAUACAAACUGAAGAAAGUGGAUCUUCAAAAAGAAUGCUACGAUCCGAACGUGAUUAAAGACAAACUUUACUACUUGGACGCGAAAACCGGCCAGUAUCAGCCGCUCACGCCCGACGUGUUCGAGAAGAUCAACAGCGGCGUCAUAAGACUG
Dalotia coriaria is the source of this 2487-nucleotide messenger RNA. It is a transcript of the gene Fatp1, whose product is annotated as Fatty acid transport protein 1. Gene Ontology annotation, molecular function: long-chain fatty acid-CoA ligase activity; long-chain fatty acid transmembrane transporter activity. The record is from RefSeq and is a predicted model, not a curated record. The annotation marks the transcript as partial. Gene Ontology annotation, biological process: triglyceride homeostasis. Gene Ontology annotation, cellular component: endoplasmic reticulum. NCBI's taxonomy places the organism in Eukaryota, Metazoa, Arthropoda, Insecta, Coleoptera, Staphylinidae. The transcript has 7 exons.